Diutina rugosa is the source of this 2088-nucleotide messenger RNA. RefSeq lists its product as uncharacterized. The record is from RefSeq and is a predicted model, not a curated record. Bases 1 to 2088 code for a protein of 695 amino acids. NCBI's taxonomy places the organism in Eukaryota, Fungi, Ascomycota, Pichiomycetes, Serinales, Debaryomycetaceae. The transcript has a single exon.
AUGGAUAUCCCCCGCUACACCCAGGUGCUCUUGGAGGCCAUCGAGACGGACUACUCGCUGGAGCGGUACCUUGAAGACGACCUCGCCACCAACUUCCCUCGGGUGCCCGAGGUGGUGUGCCACUUGAAGCUUCUCCGGGCGUUUGCUGUGUACAAAGAGCGUAUUUUGGAAGGGGAAACCGGCAACGAUGCCACGAAGAAAUGGCAGGUGUUUAUCACUGUUGCCGUGAGACGAUUCAUCAUCUGGAUCUCCGGCUUGAAGAGUUAUCUUAAACCGGAAAACGUCAUGGCCCGCCAGUGCAAAAAGCAGGUGAAGAAACGGGAAAAAGCCGAUGCCAGCCCCAAUGUCGACUUGGCCAGAUCCCACCUGAGAACCAAGCCCGUCGCCGAACCUCCUGAAGCUGCCAGUGUUCCGGAAAUCAUAUCUGAGCACCGUCUUUUCUCUGUGGGCCUGACGAAGCAUAUCCCUUUCAUUAAUGCGUUUGGUGAUCACUUGCCGCCUCUCGACGUGGCAAUGGUGUGGCACGCGUUCUUGCUUACUCCCAGGCUGUUUUACGACACGUUCUUGCACCACAGCUUCUUGUUCUUUGCCAACUACCCGUUCCCGUUGCUUGCGCUUACCCAGAGAAUCUCCGAUACCGACUUUGCAUACCGUCCUGAGGAGUACUAUGUCGAGCGGUUCCAAGACAUAUUGGAGCGGGUGGGGUAUAUCCGGGAACCGUACUCCAUCGAUGAGUUUAGCGUUGACGUUGUCCACUUCGACGUGUUCUGUCCUCAAUGCCACAUGAAGAUCGUCAACCAGGUGCCUGCCACCACCAAAAGCGGUAUUGGCUAUACCGACGCGGGAUUCGCCGUCACCGCGAUGCCGUGCCAGUGUUCGUUCUCGUUGGACUUGGACCAUGACGAAAUCCGUAAACGCCAAUUACAUGCUGAUGCGGUGAGUAAACUGACCCUUCCGGGGGUGUUUAAAUACUUCUCCAAAGUAUUGACCCUGCUGCUCCCCAGCGCUAUUGAACCGAUGCAAUGGGACGCCAAGUUGAAGCAAAUGAUCACCGGCCAGCUCACCCCGAAGGUACUGAAGCUCGACUUUAUCAAAAUGUUGCGCCACAUCCAGUCGGAGGUUAACCAUCGUCAGUUGAGUAAAGUGUUGAAGUUGUACCCGAUGAUGAACUUGAUUUCUGCUACUGUCCCCGGAGAUGUGGUGGUGUGGGAAGACCUUGUCGGAGCCAUCUUCCGUCACGAACGGUUCAUGGACACCAUCAAUGGCCUCGACUUGCUUUGUGCUGACGACAUUGCCGAAUUCGCCGCGGAGCUGAUCUCGCGGUACAAGCGGUUCUUUCACCUUGCUGUCCACGCUGAUGGCGGCACGUUGCUUGUGCCGACGUUGGAUAUCGAUCUUGUCUGGCAUACUCACCAGCUCUCCCACUAUUACUAUGUGAGGGACUGUUUGCGCCUGGGGAGACGGGUGGUGGUGGACCACGACGAUAAGGUCGACCAAGGACGUCUCGACACCCAGUACGGCCACACCGCCCGCGUCUACUUCAACCAGUUUAAGGAGGAGUACCUGGAGUGUCGAUGUAACUAUUGCACCCACAAGAGAUCUCGAGCUCCUGCGAGUAAGUUGAGACAGAUCUUCCGCUCCCACACUCAUCAGAAGCCACCAAAGAUUAAGGUACCGGGAACGGAGAAGAUCAAGGGACACCGCAAGCAGAACCUGCAGCUGUCGCUCCGGCUGGUGCUGUCUCAGCAAACGUCGCUGCUGCUGCCUCGCCAGUCGCUGCUGCUGACGCCGACUCCCCCGGCUUCGGAAACAGCUACCGCUACCCACGUAUCAUUCCACAACGCUAUUGAAUUACCGCUGGCAGCAGCCCAACGCCAUUUGAAGAGUAUUGAGCAAAAGCUUGGUGACGACGUGCCCUGGCACCACGAAGAGGAAACGACGCCGUUUGUCGUAUCGCCCACCAAGCCAGUCAAUGCUCGGUGUGCGCAAUUGUUUGGUCCGGGUCUCUGUGUUACCACCAUCGACAUCUUGGACGAACCCCAGCCGCCGAAACCAGGCUGGCGCUGGCGCCCCACCCCUGAUAAUUAG